Messenger RNA from Phyllopteryx taeniolatus (common seadragon), 2853 nucleotides. Its product is annotated as ecto-NOX disulfide-thiol exchanger 1-like. The record is from RefSeq and is a predicted model, not a curated record. Gene Ontology annotation, molecular function: protein-disulfide reductase activity; RNA binding. Bases 636 to 2705 code for a protein of 689 amino acids. The transcript has 14 exons. Gene Ontology annotation, cellular component: external side of plasma membrane; plasma membrane. Gene Ontology annotation, biological process: ultradian rhythm. Lineage: Eukaryota; Metazoa; Chordata; Actinopteri; Syngnathiformes; Syngnathidae.
GACCCCAAGUCGACAAAAAUUCUACCCACACCUAACAUGCAUAUUUUGUCGGGGUAUAACAAUAGCUAUAUCUCACGGUUCGGUUUUAUCAUAGUAUUAAUCUCAUGGUAUGGUAAUUAUUGGGAUAUUGCGGGAAAGCUCACGGUAUUGCAGGAACGAUCACGCUACAGGUGGGGCAAAGAGGCAAAUGCAGGAGAACCGAAAAACCUCUCUUGUUCUCACUCUUCUUCUUCUUCUUCUUGACUCUUGGAGGGUCCUUCUCAAUAGGUUUUAGUAUUUUCCGUCUGUUUUCUCCACAGGUUUUUGUGAAAGAGAGCUUUAAAUCAUCUAUUACCGUGCACUUUUAUCCCUGUCCAUCCAAUGUUUACAUUCAUAUACUCCAAAACAGUAUUAUUGCUGCAGCAAUAAUAUAUGCUCACAAUAACAAAACUGUCCAUUGAGAAAUUUUCUGUUCAAUAAUUGAACAGUAUUUACUGUCUUGUCAUAUUUUUGUAUUUAUAAUAUUAGAAAUCGAAUACGGCCUACUAACAGUGCUUUAUUUGCUUGAGUCCCAAAAUUCAGGGGAGCUGUGGUGGUGGCCCGCGGAGUGGGGCUGCGGGAUGCGGCUUCGCGAAGUGGUUGUCCACUAGCGGCCGAUGCCAGCGUUUACCGGCACGGAGGCCGGCGCGAACAACGAGGCACCUCUCGCCCAAUCGAUUGCGACACGAUGCUCAGACCGGCAUAGCGGCUGCGCUGUAGCUUUGGGAACUCUGAGAUGUUUCUGCAUCCCUCCCUACACAGCCUUUUGGUCAUGUAGGCCACUCAGCCAAUCAAAUCAUCCGGAUGUUUGGCGUUUGUCAUCCAGCGUCAUGACUUCACACGGGAGCGCAGUGGCCAGCGACUCUGUGUGCAUGCCGAAGUUGGAGCCUCUGCUGGGCAUCAUGGCGACGACCGUCAACCCCGUGACGGCGGCCGUCGGCCCGGUAGUCCUGCCCCCGCGCCCGCACCCGACGCUGCCACCCGCCCCCUCGCCUGACACGCCGCUGCCAGCCGUCAAGGAGAUCAUCCGCCACAACGGGUGCAUGCUCUUCCCGCAGAACCCCAACCUUUCCCCCCCAUCCACCCGGGCACGCCCCCCCGGCUGCAAGACGGUGUUUGUCGGCGGUCUUCCGGAGAACACCAGCGAAGACAUCAUCAGGGAAGUCUUCAGCCCCUGCGGUGACAUCAUCGCAUUGCGCAAGAGCAAGAAGAACUUCUGCCACGUUCGCUUCAGCGAGGAGUUCAUGGUGGACAAGGCUCUCUAUCUAUCAGGCUACCGCCUUCGUAUCGGCUCAAGUAUGGACAAGAAAGACUCAGCCAAGAUCCACGUGGAUUUUGCUCAGGCUCGAGAUGACUUGUAUGAGUGGGAGUGCAAACAGAGACUACUAGAACGAGAAAACCGACUUCAACACCAGGACCAGCGGGACUACCACAUGCAUGAGGAACAAGCACCGCCCUCCCUGACACCGGCGUCCCUGCCACCCACACCACACCCACAUUUCUCGGAGCACGAGGCAGCCGUGUUGGCCGAGGGCCUAAAAGACAGGAAGCAGUUCAGCUGGGCUGCGUCCGUGCUUUUGUUGUGGCUGGACGGCGGUGAGGUGAACCGCUCGAGUGCCAACAAGAUGUACGCGUUGAUAGAGAGCGCCAAUGUGCACGCCACACAACUGCGCAGGGAUGCCACGCAGCAACGGCGGGCGCUGCGCAGAGCACAAGACGCCUUCAACAGCGCACUCACCGGCAUACUCAUGCAGUUGGAUCAGAUCUCAUCUGUGUUGGUGGCGUCGGGCCGACAAAAGUCUCGGGACCAUUUCUCCAAAGCUCAGCGCAAGAACAUUGACAUGUGGACCAGGCAGUGCCAGGUUCACAGCGACGAGGUGUCGGGCCUCAGACGUCAGGAUGAUGAAGACGACCAGGAUGAGGACGAAGAUGAGGACGAUGAUGAUGAAGGUCCUUGCAACAAGAAGAUGAAGAUGGUGAAAAUGAAGAUUUGCGGUGAAGAAGAGGGCGCACCGUGUCCCGCUGCCGCCACGUUGGAGCACCACUUCCUGAGAUGGCAAAUGGAUGCUUACGAGAAGCAGGCGCAGCUUCUGGCGGGGAAGGCGUCAGGCCAAGAUGGCGACCAUCACGUACUCGCGGUGGCCGGGUGGCAGUGGCCGGACGCUUCUGUGCAGCUGCUGAACCAGCGUGUGCUACAAAUGCAACAGCAAGUGUUGCGGCUGCAGGACGAGUUGUCCGGCAAGGAGGGGGAGUUACAGCAGGCCCGCGAAGACAGUCAUUUCCUGGAACGGGAGCUGCUGUCAUUACAACACAAACUUGUGAAGAAUAGCGUGGAGGGAAGUGUUUUGGAACUCCGGGAAAAGGUGAACGGGUUUUUGUCGCCAUCGUUCGUGAACCGAGAGAGGAGACGAAGCGAGGGCGGCGGUGCCGGCGGCGGGCUGGUGUCUGAGAAGGAGGCUCUGCUUCUGGGCGUGAUGUCGGCUUUCCUGCAAGUUCAUCCGUUUGGAGCCAACCUGGAAUACUUGGGGUCAUAUGUGCAGAGACUGGACUCCCAAGUGUCGUCGGGGCAACUGGAGCGCCUCAUGGUCCGUCUGCCCCUCAUGUUCCGCCAGGAGCUGAGCGGCGUCGGCGCUACGCUGGAGAAGCGCUGGAAGUUCUGCGGGUUCGAAAGCCUCCAGUCCGCAUGACCCGGGACCUCUGCGCGCGUCUGCAUGCGCGCGCGCGUGGGUGGGACGACAAUGCUAGCCUGCUAACGAUAUAACGACGUUUUGCGUCAACCGCCGUCCGCGAUGUUGAGGUGCGUUGAGGAUGUUUAUUAAAGUGUUAAUGAGUGUC